Molecule: messenger RNA, 404 nt
Organism: Funneliformis mosseae
Lineage: Eukaryota; Fungi; Glomeromycota; Glomeromycetes; Glomerales; Glomeraceae
Source: the annotation of a GenBank genome assembly
GAUCGAGCCUAAAGACUCCUCGCCCCAAAUUAUAAACGGUGAAGACUUGGUUAAAUUUAUUCCUAAUUUGUAUCGUUUAUUAGAAUUAUACAAAGACUAUGGUUCGAAUGGUUUUGGAUUUCUAAAGGAACCAUGCGACGAUAUGGUUCCAUUAUGUUUUAAGUCCAUUUCUGAAAUCAAUUAUACAAAAUUGAACUCUACUUCUGUUCGCCUUAUUGAUGUUACGGAAAUCCCUUCUAUCGACAACUCAAAUAAACCUUUUUUACGUCCUGGUAUUUACUUACUGGUUGUGAAUCCAGAUUUUGGUUUAGUUAUUCAUUGGCCCGAAGUAGGAUGUUACGACGGAAAUGCUCCUUCACAAUGUAAAAAGAAUAUGAUUAACCUACAUAAGUGUGAUCUACUUG